GUUCUUUUCAAGAUAGUGUCGGAUGAUGGGCCACGCAUCCAAAGAAAUACUCUUCUUUUUCUUGGUAACGUGCAUCUACAUGACGUGCGGAAUACUAAUGACAAGCCCAACAAAAUUGCCGUCUAUCGUGCAUAGUUAUUUACCACCUCGAAGUGUUCCCGUUUCAAUGAGAUCUUCGAGUAGCAGCAUUGUAUAUGCCAAUCACAAGUAUGACGUUGUCGAUGAACCCGAAGAAAUUCCUGGCAAAGGAAGAGGUGGUCAUCAUUUCGAAGCUAGUUACUUGUAUCCAAGCUCGAGACCAAUCACGGUAUCACUUCCGUUUAAGGACGAGAUUGUUCAAACGUUCGAUAAAGCUGAGAAAAUAGUCAGGACACUAAACGGCGAUAGCUACAACAACGAGUUACAUCCACCGACCAAUCCUGUUUUGGCUUUACUCCUGUCCCGAUACGGAAAAUACGUGUCCGGUCUACGAAAUCCUCGUUUAUAUUCCUACAUGGCGGUAAAUAAUAUCCAUAACAAUAGACCCUUCGGACAGUAUAAACAGGAAUGCGAAGAGGAACCGAGAUAA
Molecule: messenger RNA, 568 nt
Organism: Polistes canadensis
Lineage: Eukaryota; Metazoa; Arthropoda; Insecta; Hymenoptera; Vespidae
Exons: 3
Coding region: 23-568 (181 amino acids)
Source: RefSeq, a predicted model, not a curated record